CGGAACGCAGCAACGGGCCGGCAAAGGGGACAGGACAACAUGGCUGCUGCUGCGGGCCGAUACUACGGAGAAGGCGGCAGAGCAACGAAAAGACAGAAAACCGAAGACGGAGGAAUGACAACGGAGACAUACGAUGACCCCCAUAAACCUCUGCCUUCCCCGGUGGUGCACAUCAGGGGUUUGGUGGACGGUGUCAUGGAGGCUGACUUGGUGGAAGCCCUGCAGGAAUUUGGGGCCAUAAGUUAUGUUGUCAUGAUGCCCAAGAAGCGCCAGGCCCUGGUAGAGUACGAGGACAUGAAUGGGUCCUGCAAUGCUGUCACCUACGCAGCCGAGAACCAGGUUUACAUCGCAGGCCAUCCCGCCUUCAUCAAUUACUCAACUAGUCAAAAGAUAUCCCGGCCUGGAGACUCGGACGACACCCGGAGCGUCAACAAUGUGCUUCUGCUCACAAUCAUAAACCCCAUCUAUCCGAUCACCACGGAUGUGCUUUACACCAUUUGUAACAACUGUGGUCCAGUGCAGAGGAUCGUUAUCUUCAGAAAGAACGGUGUCCAGGCCAUGAGCGCCCAGAGGGCAAAAGCCUCUCUGAAUGGAGCAGACAUUUAUUCUGGCUGUUGCACUCUAAAGAUUGAAUAUGCAAAGCCAGCACGCCUUAAUGUUUUCAAGAACGACCAGGACACGUGGGACUACACAAACCCCAACCUGAGUGGCCAAGAUCCCAAUGCCAACCCCAACAAACGCCAGAGGCAGCCGGCUCUUCUAGGGGACCACCCCCCAGAUUACGGGGGUCCACAGGGAGGUUAUCACGGCUAUAAUGACGACGCUUAUGGCCCCCCUCCACCUCAUCGGAUGGGACCUGGCAUGGGUGGGCGGGGCCGGGGCAGCCAGCGGUAUGGAGCUGGAUAUGGGCCGCCGCCCCCCGAGUACGGCCCUCACGCUGACUCCCCAGUUCUUAUGGUGUACGGCCUGGAGCCGUCGAAGAUCAAUGCUGACAAGGUCUUCAACAUCUUUUGUCUCUAUGGCAACGUGGAGAGGGUCAAAUUCAUGAAAAGUAAACCAGGAGCCGCCAUGGUGGAAAUGGGUGACUGUUACUCUGUGGACAGGGCCAUUACUCACCUCAACAACAACUUCCUUUUUGGACAGAAGCUAAAUGUUUGCGUGUCCAAGCAGCAGGCCAUCGUGCCCGGACAGUGCUACCAGCUAGAGGACAACACCAGCAGCUUCAAGGACUUCCACGGGUCCCGCAACAACCGCUUCACCUCCCCGGAGCAGGCCGCCAAAAACAGAAUCCAGCACCCCAGUAACGUCUGCGAUGAGCUGGGAAUUAAGAGUCCUGCAAGUGUGAAGCUCUUUACUGGAAAAAGUGAGCGAAGUUCAUCUGGGCUGCUGGAGUGGGAAUCCAUCAAUGAUGCCAUGGAGGCCCUAGCUAUGAUGAACCAUUAUCAGAUGAAAAACCCCAGUGGGCCUUACCCUUACACACUGAAACUGUGUUUCUCCACCACACACCAUGCCAACUAAGUCUGCCCCAUCAAACUCUUUAUGUGACUUUGCAUUGAUUAUUGCAAUUUUUCAGUUUAUAACGACACUGACUAAAACUAGGAUUAUUGUGAUUAAGGAAAUGUUACUUAAAUUAUACUGCCAUGUUUUUUUUUUUUGUUUGACUUUGACCAUAUUUUUCAUCAGUUGUUAAUUUUGUAUGUUCACAACACUAGAUUUGAAGGCCUCCACCCCAAUAUUUGGUUUUUAAAUAAAGUUAACAUUAACCAUUG
Molecule: messenger RNA, 1769 nt
Organism: Menidia menidia (Atlantic silverside)
Lineage: Eukaryota; Metazoa; Chordata; Actinopteri; Atheriniformes; Atherinopsidae
Source: the annotation of a GenBank genome assembly